Messenger RNA from Paralichthys olivaceus (Japanese flounder), 1493 nucleotides. RefSeq names its product transmembrane protein 235. Gene Ontology annotation, cellular component: apical plasma membrane. The record is from RefSeq and is a predicted model, not a curated record. NCBI's taxonomy places the organism in Eukaryota, Metazoa, Chordata, Actinopteri, Pleuronectiformes, Paralichthyidae.
CAGCUUUUACGCAUCGCACAUCCUGGAGCGUCGAUUGAGAUUACAGUGAAAGAAAGAGUCCACAGUGUUACUGCGCCCUACGUGCGGACCGUAUAUAUCUAUGAUGAGGUACGGAUCUGUGAUCGUUGCUGCUGGGUGCACAGCUGUGCUCAGUUUCUGCCUCCUCGCUGUGGCAAUUGGGACUGAUUACUGGUACAUCAUCGACGUGAAUAAACCCAACCACACAGGCUCAGACGACCUGAGUUCUCAUUCUGGACUGUGGAGGAUUUAUGAAGGAGCGAACAGUAGUUCGGUCAUCCUUUCUUUCACUGCAAACAUGUCCAGCCUGUCAGAGGUGGAAAGGCACCUUCUUGGCUUACACAAGGUGGUGGUCAUCCUGCUGCCCCUCAGCCUGGUCCUGCUGGUGUUUGGCUGGAUCUUUGGUCUUGUCAGUUCGUUGGCCCGCAGCCCAAAAUUGUUGACUGGAUCAGCAACACACUUUCUCCUCUGCAGUUUUUUCACCCUGUGCGGCGUCAGCAUCUACAUAAAAUACUCAAACCAGGCCAUGGACGAGUUCCAGAAGAUCGUGUCCCCGGGGAACCUCCCCUAUGUGGAUGUGUCCUUCGGCUGGUCCUUGGCCAUGGCCUGGCUCUCCUACAGCCUGGAGGUGGCCACCGGCCUGCUGCUCAUGCUCGCCGCUGCAAUAACUCAUAUGAAGGGACGUUAUGACUCUGGAGUCGCUAUUGCCAUGUUAUAGAAUGAGAGAGUGAAGAAAAACAAAAGCCCAAAGGUUAGGUGGUAUUUUGUUGUUGUUGAAAUCCAUUUAUUUUCUGUAGUGAAAAAGAGCAGUUCAGAAGUUAUUCAACAAUGGCCAAGAUAAAAAUGUAGAUGCAAGUUGGCUUUGCAUAGCUGUAACCAUAGAGACAUAAACGCUGUAUAUGUGCUCGAUGUGACGCUCUCUCUGUGUAAUUUUCUUUCAAUUGUCCCAGUCCACAAUGAUGUGAUUAAGAAAAAAAGAGGCUACUCAUUCACAGAGUAAUCACUGCAGAUUUUAAUAACAGACUUAUUUUGAGUAUUUUCAGAGUCAUAUUCCAGUCCAUAUAUGUGUAGAGCUAAAAAACAUUAUUUUGCAUUUGCAGUGCUGUCUGAGUUUGGGGCAAACAUUUCAUUAAGUAUAAUGUCUUUUCUGUGAAAUGUUUUUUUAAUUUACUGAACACAGCUUCGUCCACAGCCCAACUACAAAAUCACUGCACAUCAAUAUGAACACGUAUGGGAUUAUUUCCUUUUGGUGUGUGUUACAAAGGCUUUUCUACUUAAAGAGCACAUCUGUAGUGCUACUACAUCUAUAUAUACUUACCUGGCAGGGGAGAUACCAUGAUCAAGAAGGUGGUUCACCCAGGGCGAGGCCCAGCCAUUGCACUUCGGUUGUGCUGACCCCUGCGAAUUCCCCAAAUGUGGGAAUCUCGACUGCAUAAUUUCUGGUAGUGGGAGACUGCGUCCGCGCUCUCCCCUGA